AUGGAAAGAAAGAAAGAUAGUCGUGAGAAAGAACAAGUUAAGAAACCUAGAAGAUUAAAUACAUUGUCUAAGAGAAAAAAAGAAAUGGCUUCUAUAAGAAGAAAGAGAAGAGAACUUAUUAAAGAAGGAAAAAUUAAACCACAACAACCUCAAACAUUAGAAAGUAAACGUAUUAAAGAUGAUUCUUUUGUUGAUUUCCAAAAUGAUGAAGAGGCUGUUGAAGAAAUUAAAAAUGAUGAAUAUUCAGCUUAUUAUAAAGGAAGAGAACCAAAAAUUAUUGUUACUUCAACAAUUGCAGCCCAUUCUAACACAAAGAAAUUUGCUUAUUUAUUAAGUAGAAUAUUUUAUAAUGCACAAUAUUUUGAAAGAAAACAAAGUACUAUGCAUAAAAUUAUUAACUAUGCAAAAAGAAAUGAUUAUACUGAUAUUAUUGUUUGUAAUGAUAAUCAUAAGGAGUGUACUGAUUUAUAUAUAAUUCAUAUGCCUUGUGGCCCUUCUUUCCAUUUCAAAUUAUUUAAUUUAAUGAAACCUAAAGAUAUAAAAGGUCACGUUACAGUUUCAACAUGGCAUGUUCCUUGUGAGUGUUUAACAACUGGGUUCCAAACACGACUUGGUGUAAUGGUUGCAAGACAGUUAAAUGCUUUAUUUAGUCAAAAACCGAAUUUUAAAGGAAGAAGAGUUGUUACUUUCCAUUCUCAAAGAGAUUUUAUAUUUUUCAGACAUCAUAUUUAUCAAUUUGAUGAAGCAAAAGAUAACUUUGAUCGUGCUAAAGGUCCAGUAAAAUGUUUAAUUGAUGAAUUAGGUCCUAGAUUCAUUCUGAAAUUACGUUCUAUUCAAAGAGGAACAAUGAAUACUGUUAACCCUGAAUAUAUUUACUUCCGUAAUAUUGAUAAAAGUAAUCCUGAUGAUACUAGUAAAUCUAAGUUCAUGCUUUAA
Messenger RNA from Entamoeba dispar SAW760, 936 nucleotides. Its product is annotated as U3 small nucleolar ribonucleoprotein imp4, putative. Gene Ontology annotation, molecular function: rRNA primary transcript binding. Lineage: Eukaryota; Evosea; Mastigamoebida; Endamoebidae. The record is from RefSeq and is a predicted model, not a curated record. Gene Ontology annotation, biological process: maturation of LSU-rRNA; maturation of 5.8S rRNA. The transcript is spliced from 2 exons. The coding region runs from base 1 to 936 and encodes 311 amino acids. Gene Ontology annotation, cellular component: preribosome, large subunit precursor; nucleolus.